UCCUCUCAUUUUUUCCUUUCCUUCUUCAUCUCCUUCUUUGUAUCUCAUUUACUAAUUUUAAUUCACACCUCUGCAACUAAAAUAAAACCAGAUUAAAUUAUUCAAAAAAAAAAAAACAGAUUAAAUUUUCCAUCAGGUCUUAGGGAUUUUAAAUGGAGCUUCAUUCAAUUUCAGCUCCUGCAAUCACUAAUCUGCACACUUCAAUAUCUAUCCGUGCGGUUCAGUCAGUGGAUUUCUUAGGGUUAUUAUUCUCAAACCCUAAUUUAUCAUGUAGGUUUAAUAGAAGGCGGCCGAUUAGGACUAAAUCAAAACCGAUAGCUUUAGCUUCUGCGUUUUCUAAUGAAAAUGAUCAAGCGGAAUUAGACGGUUUUGAUGGAGGAACUCGAAAGCGUGAUCUGCGUUAUGAAAAUGACGAAAGCUUUCAUGUUUCGGAUGUGGAAGUUGUUGGUUCGGUUUCGGAAGCAGAGUUUGUUCAUAGUGUUGAACUUUUGGAAAGACAAGGGAGAGUUCUUGAUAAAUUGAAGGCUAUUCAAUUGCAUGUUUUAGCAUCAGAGCAAUGGAAUGCUUCUAAACUUCAAUUGUGUCAUAGGAAUUAUUUGGCAAGUGCAACGAACUUGAUACAUUAUUUGGCAUUGCGAUGCCUUGAUGUUGAAGAGCUGAAAGACGAUCUCUCUUUAAUUGGACUUCUAAAUUUGGAGGCUAUCAAUUCACAUGUCCUUGCAAGUCUUACGGCAAUUAUUCGGGUAUUGGAGAACAUGAAAUCCAACACUCUAAAUUUUGAUAAAAACAUCACUGGUGGUAUAUUCUCUAAUAAGGGAUUAGAUCAACAAAAAUUUGCAGCCUACACGGUACAAAAAAUGAAGAAUAUUGCAUCCUCUAAUAGAGAAUUGUUGUUGGGCCGACCAGAAGCUGGUAGAACCACUCACAUCAUGGUAACAGUUGGAGAGGAAUCUACUAUAAGUGAAACACUUAUUACUGAUCUUAUGAAGUCGGGGACCUCCAUUUUCCGUAUCAACUGUGCGCAUGGGACUCCUAGUAUUUGGAGUGAGAUAAUCAAAAGAGUAAGAGAAAGUUCUCAAAUGCUGGAAAAACCUUGUCGAGUUCUCAUGGAUUUAGCUGGACCAAAGCUCCGAACAGGAAAACUGAAGCCUGGUCCUGCUGCAAUGAAGAUUUCUCCCAAAAAAACUGAUUUUGGGACUUUAAUGUCUCCUGCUCAAGUUUGGCUGUCACACAGAGAAGUUGGUCCUCCUCCUCAUUUGUCUCUUAAUGCAAAUUUAUACAUAGAUGACCAAGAAUUUCUCACACGGAUUGAGGUGGGUGACAUUGUAAGAUUUUCUGAUGCUAGAGGGAAAAAGAGGAGACUGAAGAUUGCUGAAAAGUUUCAUGUUUUUUCCGGAACUGGAUAUGUGGCUGAGUGUACUAGAACUGCUUAUGUUCAGUCAGGGACAAAAUUGUAUCUGAAGGGAAAGAACAGGAGGUCUUUUGUCGGGGAGGUGGUAGAUGUCCCAGCUACUGAGCCAUAUGUCAGACUUAGAAUUGGUGACCUACUUAUCAUAUCGCGAGAUAGUGCUUCUCAAGAACAUGAGCCAUCUGUAUCCACAUGUGGUGCUCACAGGAUCACCUGUUCUUCUGGUUACCUGUUUGAUUCAGUGAAACCUGGUGAGCCCAUAGCCUUUGACGACGGCAAAAUUUGGGGAACCAUUCAAGGAACAAGUUUAUCAGAGAUUGUAGUGUCGAUCACUCAUGCUGGUCUCAAAGGCACGAAACUUGGAUCUGAUAAAUCCAUAAACAUCCCAGAGAGCAUUAUUCGGUUUGAAGGGCUGACUUCAAAGGAUCUUGUGGAUCUUGAGUUUGUUGCUGCUCAUGGCGACAUGUUAGGUGUCUCUUUUAUACGAGAUACUCGCGAUAUUGUUGUGCUUCACCAAGAAUUGGAGAAAAGGAAACUUGAAAAACUUGGGAUUGUGUUGAAAAUUGAGACAAAGAGUGGGUUUGACAGAUUGCCUUUGUUGCUGUUGGAGGCAAUGAAGUGUGCAAAUCCAUUAGGAGUAAUGAUUGCCAGAGGAGACCUUGCAGUGGAAUGUGGGUGGGAAAAGCUGGCUGAUAUGCAGGAGGAAAUUAUCUCUCUUUGUGGUUCUGCAAAUAUACCAGUAAUAUGGGCUACUCAGGUAUUAGAAUCGCUGGUAAAGUCUGGUGUACCCACUCGAGCUGAGAUCACUGAUGCAGCCAAUGGAAGGAGAGUAAGCUGUAUAAUGAUGAAUAAAGGGAAGCACAUUGUUGAAGCAGUUUCAACUUUAGACAACAUUCUUCAUUCCAACUCCACAAAGGUGAAAACAGACAUAAAGGUAGAUUAUACUUUGUAGCAUUUCUUCUGAUACUAGUCAAGUUCUCCAAUGUCAGCAAUGGCAAUUCUAUUUGAAUUAGUCAAAGGCUUGACAACCGGAUUUAUUUCGACAAUUCUGUAUAUAUCUUUUGAUAGCUUUAUAUUUUUUUUAUUUUUUUUAUCAGUAAUUUUUAAAUAGAAGUAUGAAUCUUUGGAGAGAAAAAUUCCCCGAGACCUUAAAAACACAAAUAUGUAAAACCGUUUUGUUUUAUUUAGAAUACUACAUGAGUCGGGUAUUGUAUUACA
This is a messenger RNA of Mercurialis annua (annual mercury), 2626 nucleotides long. Its product is annotated as plastidial pyruvate kinase 4, chloroplastic. Gene Ontology annotation, molecular function: pyruvate kinase activity; potassium ion binding; magnesium ion binding. Gene Ontology annotation, biological process: glycolytic process. The coding region runs from base 153 to 2360 and encodes 735 amino acids. The transcript has 5 exons. The record is from RefSeq and is a predicted model, not a curated record. Lineage: Eukaryota; Viridiplantae; Streptophyta; Magnoliopsida; Malpighiales; Euphorbiaceae. Gene Ontology annotation, cellular component: cytoplasm.